AACCAAAACCAUCAAACAAUCGUUAACGUGUGGUGUGCAGGGCUUGACAUAUGAAAAACACAGCAAAAUAUAUACAAAAGAAGAAAAAGGAAAAAGCUGUAAACUUCCAACAUCUUCUUGAAAAAUCGUUGGUACUGAACUCAGCAGGAUUUCUUUCCCUUUUACAUUGAUUGCUGAUGCAAGUGUGUUCAAUCGUCCACAUACAUCUAACCUUAUAUGCUUCUAGAUAGCAUACGAAAACAAUAUAAAUAUUACAAACAUAUAUCCCGCAUUUUCUCUUACACCAAACAGAAAAAUAAAAGUCUCUUCCAAUUUCAAAAACAGUCAUUUCCAAAAGAUUCAAUCUCUCCCUUUUUGUUGUUUCACCCUUUUUCAAUUUCAUGGCACCAACCAGAGAAAAUAUCAACUGCUCUUACUCGAUGAGAGAAAAAAAUGUUCAUAAGCCGCCAAAGCUUUCAAUGGAAAAUUUACAAAGGAGCUUAUCCGACAUAUCAUUGGAACUAAUCAAAGAAGACAUCAACAUCGAAAACGAAGUGAAGCUCCCACCGAUAUCCGAGGUCGAAGACGCCAAGUGCGAGUGCUGUGGCAUGUCCGAGGAGUGCACAGGUGAGUACAUAAACCGAGUGCGUAAUAAGUUUUCAGGGAAGCUAAUAUGCGGACUGUGCGCGGAAGCUGUGAAUGAGGGAACGGAGAAAAAUGGUGGGAAAAGAGAAGAGGCUUUGAAUGAGCACAUGACUGACUGCGUGAGGUUCAAUAGGAUUGAGAGGAACAAUCCUGUUUUCUACCAAGCUGAAGCCAUUAAAGAGAUAUUCAAGAGAUGUUCGUCAAGAAAUGGUGGUAGCAGUAGUAGUAGUAGAGCUAAGUCUAUAAGUCCCAGAUCUCAGUGUGGUCCAAGGAAAGGAGGUAUUACUAGGAGCUCAAGCUGUAUCCCUACAAUCACUAAGGAUAGGUCCGAAAAUUAAUUUUUUUUAACUUAAUUACAAGAUUAGUGAUAUGCAUUUAAGCUACUAGCUAUCUACGAAAUAUGUUAAUCAUCAGCAUCUCCCUCCUCUCUCUGCUCCAUGCCUUCCUACUUUUCUUGGAACUAUAUAUUAAACUCCAUUAACAAAUUAAAAAGCUUAAGAAUUCCUCUGGUUUACAUAUCUUCAAUGAUUAGUUCCCAAUUGAGUUUUGAAAUUGACCAUCAGUACUGUAAAAUUAAAGGUAGUAUAUAAAUUGCAAUACAAGUGGUUAUUAUAGGCGUCUACCGAAGAGAUUCCUGAGGUGUAUACGCCAGUUAGUUACUUGCAUUUGCAACCCAACGGGGUUAAUUUAUGUAGCAAUGAGAAUUUGUAUUGAAGCCUCUUUUAAGGCUUAUAUUAA
Molecule: messenger RNA, 1362 nt
Organism: Ziziphus jujuba (common jujube)
Lineage: Eukaryota; Viridiplantae; Streptophyta; Magnoliopsida; Rosales; Rhamnaceae
Exons: 1
Coding region: 381-962 (193 amino acids)
Source: RefSeq, a predicted model, not a curated record